This is a messenger RNA of Lodderomyces theae, 1104 nucleotides long. RefSeq lists its product as uncharacterized. The record is from RefSeq and is a predicted model, not a curated record. The transcript is spliced from 3 exons. Bases 1 to 1104 code for a protein of 367 amino acids. Lineage: Eukaryota; Fungi; Ascomycota; Pichiomycetes; Serinales; Debaryomycetaceae.
AUGAGCAGUCUCAACUGUCAUUCUAGAAUACCCAGUGACAGUAGUGUUGCUGUUGCUGUUGCUGUUGCUGUUGCUGUUGCUGUUGCUGUUGCUGUUGAGUCUAGCAGAGAUGCUGUAUGUCGUAGUGUCGACACGGACUCGUUCCCCAAGGACUACGCCCUAGUGUCGUUGCUCAGUGCAUACCACGGCGAGUUGAACCCUCCUUCCAAGUCGCAGAUCCUCGUAUCAGACAGCCUAUCGAGGCCAUUCAAGUUGUCGACUUACAAGUCCACCAGCAUAUACUCACCCUUGAUGAAGCUCUACCAAAACAAGGAGCUUUUGAUUUUCCCCAUAUUCCGAAUCAAUUGGCAGAACUUGGCUGUGAAUUAUUUGCUCCAUAAUGCAGUAAUUGCAGUGCUAGUCGCGGUGUACUCGUUCAAAGAUCGCGUGUUGGAUCGAUUCUAUGCCAUCAAAUACGGCGGCGGCAAAGCGGAUAGCGAGUCGUCAAUAUUCCAGAACUUUGCUGCGUAUGUCAUGCACAAGUCAAGUGCAAUCACAAACUUGAUCUAUGUGCCCAACCUUGUUUCCAUAUUGCUAAUUGUUGUGUCGUCGCCCGUGUUUUCGCUACUCGGUUCCAAGAGGUAUCCAGACUUGCAUCGAUUCUACGUGCGUAACCAGAAGCAAGUGUUCAAGACAUACACAAAGGCGAUUGGGUUUGUUGCAGGGUUGGUCGCCAUAAAAAUGAACUAUACGCAAUGGCUUGCAGACUGGGGAUACGACAAGCGAGUGGAAGCCGAACUCAACUCCAGUGGAUACAAUGCAAUCUAUGAAGAAGACGUUGACGAGAUUCCUCCCGCCAGGCUACUUUCAAAGCAAUUCUACAAUGACCUCAACAUGUACUUGUUUAAGCUUGUGGUGUUGUCCAAAUGGCGUAUUCUCAAGACAUACCACCCACUCUUUUCCAAACUUCAUUUACCCUUGUGGAACCAGUUGGAAACCAUAUUGAUGUGUUUUGGGUUUUUCAAAAUGAUGAACUUGAACGAUUUCAUCAAGGAGCACAAGACAAUGGAAUCAGAACGAAUAUCUAAGGACCUUAUGAUAAAAAUGGCUCAGUUUGUAUCAUAG